Molecule: messenger RNA, 3077 nt
Organism: Guyanagaster necrorhizus
Lineage: Eukaryota; Fungi; Basidiomycota; Agaricomycetes; Agaricales; Physalacriaceae
Exons: 21
Coding region: 208-2793 (861 amino acids)
Molecular function (GO): glucan endo-1,3-alpha-glucosidase activity
Source: RefSeq, a predicted model, not a curated record
GUACUAGGCUAACUAGCCGCCCACGCUCGUUAAUUAUGCGCGUCACUCAUUUGUUAUUUAUACCCCUCCUUUUCACGCUCUCUGUCUUGCCGGUUCUUGGUCGUCUCUCCCAACGAAGUCAUCAUACCCUAGGCUCCGCGCACAAGGCAAAACGUAUCCCUUCUCCAGCUGGCAAUAACACGUUAGAAAAAAGAGACGAUACAAAGUAUGUCUUCAUGCAUCAUAUUGUUGGAAGUACGUGUCUUUGGCGCAAGCACCCUCACCUCACUGAUACACUUCCGUCGUUGCCUACCAACAGAUACAUAUCCCUAUACACAAUCUGAUUGGGCGGAUGACAUCUCUCGCAUCAGCGCCAACAGCGUCGAUGCUAUCGCUCUGAACAUAGGUGACGAUGACUGGCAGCUUUCGCAAAUCACCGACGCGUAUGCGGCUGCCGUGGGCACGGACUUGAAGUUGUUCAUCUCUUUUGAUUACACUGCAUUUUCAUGCGAUGUCUCAAAAACGAUUAGCUAUAUCAACCAGUUCAUAAGCCAUCCCAAUCAGUUCUACUACAAUGGACAGGUGAUGGUGUCUAGUUACUCUGGCGACUGUUUGGGAGCUAGCGGAUGGGAGACGAUCAAGUCUUCCACGAACGCUUACUUGAUGCCUUUCAUCUGGGGCCUUGAGAGUAGUUUCAGCUCAACCUGGUCUUUCUUGGACUCUUGGCUAUGUUGGGGAUGCGCUUGGCCGCAAGGGGACUACGAUAAGAAUACUAGCGAUGAUGAAUACUACAUGGGCCUCUUGGGAACGCGCUAUGCCACCACCGUCAGUAUGUGGAUAUUUACUCAUUAUUCGUGGACGGACAAGAAUUUUUACCUUCGGGGCGAUGACUGGCUCAUUGCCAAUCGUUGGGAGCAAUUGAUUUCUAUGCGCGAUCAGUUGACGUUUGUUGAAAUGGUGACCUGGAAUGAUUACGGCGAGUCAGACUACUUUGGUCCCUUCAAGGGAGCGCAGCCGGAUGGUACAUAUUGGGCCGAAGACUUUCCCCAUACCGCCUUCUAUGACCUGUCUCAGUACUACAUUACGGCGUUCAAAACUGGUAGCUACCCUGCCAUCACUCAAGAUGUCAUUUAUUACUGGGCGCGUCCUCAUCCAUAUGCUGCCAUUGCAUCUGCCGAUUCCCUCGGGCAGCCAACCGGUUGGAAUUGGGCAACGGAUAGUUUGUGGGCUUUGGUCUUUGCAACAUCGUCUGCAUCGGUUACUUUGCAGAUCGGUGGGUCUUCGGAAACCUUCAGCGUCAGUGCUGGCGUUACCGAGCUGUCAAUUCCGUUGGAUUACGGUCAAAUAACGGUUUCAAUGGUCAAAAACUCUCAGACUGUCAUUAACACGACGCCCACCGAUUUCACUUACAUCGCAAGUCCUUCUCAAUAUAACUUCAAUGCUUAUGCUGGUGCUGCUAUUGCGACCACUGCAUCGACAUCGACAUCGACAUCAACUUCAUCUACGUCUACUACAGCAACAUCGACCACAGCGGCUGCUACCUCGACAUCGACGUCUUGGUAUUCGAUUGGUUGUAUUGGUGAAGGAACGACUGGUCGUGCACUUUCAGGACCGUCCUACGUACAAUCGGGGUUGACCCCAGCAAUCUGUACUUCAUUAUGUUCUGAUUAUGACUAUGCAGGCAUGGAAUAUGGCGACGAGUGUUAUUGUGGCAAUUCAUACACCAGCAAUGGCGCAAGUGGAGCCCUUAUCGACUCAAGCUAUUGCAACGUCAUGUGUGACGGUGAUUCGAGCCAGCCUUGUGGCGGUUCCUAUGUUCUGAAUCUCUGGGGCAAGGGAAGUUCAUCCUCCAGCAGCUCAACUUUCUCCUACUAUGGAUGUAUCGCCGAAGGGUCUUCAGGACGUGCACUCACAGGCGCUAGCUACACCCAAUCAGGCAUGACGACAGAGGUUUGCCAGGGUCUUUGUGCGGAAUACGACUAUGCCGGAACGGAAUAUGCCCAGGAAUGUUAUUGCGGCAAUUCUAUGACAGAAAAUGGCGCUUCUGGCGCGAUUGUGGAUUCGAGCGAGUGUUGGGUUCCUUGUGACGGAAACAGCACUGAGAUUUGUGGUGGAUCCUAUCAUCUAAGUCUGUACGUCAAGGGGACCAGUCCAAGCAGCUGGACCAGUCAAGGAUGCUAUACCGAUAGUGCGGAGCGGCUUCUCCGUGGUUCUCUUACCACAAUUUCCGGGUUGACGACGGAUUCUUGUAUUAGUUCCUGCUCCGCUGCUGGUUACACAAUGGCUGCUACGGAGUACAUGUACCAAUGCCUUUGCGGUGACACCCUGUAUACGGACGGCGGAGCUGGCUCGUCUGCGUCCUCUAGCGACUGUAAUAUGGCCUGCGAUGGCGACUCAACUGAGACGUGCGGUGGUAGCUACCGCGUCAACCUAUAUACCGCACCUGGCACCUCCGUUUCAGGGUGGACAAGCCAAGGAUGCUACACCGACAGUGAUGAGCGCCUCCUCCGUGGUUCUCUUACCACAAUUACCGGGCUGACGACAGAUGCUUGUAUCAGUUCCUGCUCCGCUGCUGGUUACACUAUGGCUGCUACGGAGUACAUGUACCAAUGCCUUUGCGGUGAUACCCUGUAUACGGACGGCGGAGCUGGCUCGUCUACGUCCUCUAGUGACUGUAAUAUGGCCUGCGAUGGCGACUCAACUGAGACGUGCGGUGGUAGUUACCGCGCCAAUCUCUACACCGCAUCCGGCACCACCCUUUCAAAACGUGACUCUGCGUCUACUUUUUGGACGUUGUGGGGUUUGUUGAUUUAGUUGUUGGAGUAGCGGGAGGAUGAGGCUAUUUCGUUCAUUUGGGGAUCGUUUUUGUUGUUUAUUGUCACAUUCUUUUUUUAAAAUUUUGCUUUGACUGGAUGGGCGGAGUCCCUCCUGGUAGCGGAAGCAGCGCGAACUACUAAUCUUUAAAGCUUGGAUGAUACUUUUUAUACCCAGGCAUGUUGUAUACCGGUCUGUAGAGAAUCUGCCAUGUAGAUGUAGUUUCAAAGUACUAUGCUGUUGUGUUACUGAUUUUUGAUCACUGUGGCACAAUGAGGCUUGCU